Molecule: messenger RNA, 1207 nt
Organism: Rana temporaria (common frog)
Lineage: Eukaryota; Metazoa; Chordata; Amphibia; Anura; Ranidae
Gene: DMRTB1
Product: DMRT like family B with proline rich C-terminal 1
Exons: 4
Coding region: 53-748 (231 amino acids)
Biological process (GO): regulation of transcription by RNA polymerase II; sex differentiation
Cellular component (GO): nucleus
Molecular function (GO): DNA-binding transcription factor activity, RNA polymerase II-specific; RNA polymerase II cis-regulatory region sequence-specific DNA binding
Source: RefSeq, a predicted model, not a curated record
UCGGUCGCAGUGUCCGGAGGGGGAGAUCGGAGAUAGAUCGGGCUCCUCCAUCAUGUCGGAUGACGUCUCCUCUCUGGGCCUCCCCACUAGGAUCCUUCGGUGUGCUCGGUGCCGUAAUCACGGGGUUCUGGUCCCGGUCCGGGGUCACUCCAAACACUGCGGAUGGAAGCUUUGCUCCUGUGAUAAGUGCGCUCUGCUCACCGACAAACACCGAGCCAUGGCUUCCUACAGGCGGAGCCGCAAAUCGCCCAUCAACCAGGACAACACCCCCGAGGAGGCCGCACCCGCCGAUCCCAGCCGCCCCGGAGCCGCUGCAUCUCCUACCACACGUGGCUCUGAAUGCGUGUCGAGUCUGGUUAGCUAUGAGCGAGAGAGAGAGCCCUCAAGGAUGUACCUUGGCAUCCCACCCUUGUACCACUACUCCGCCUUCCCCAUGGGCUUUUCACCACCAGCAUUUGGAAGUGCAGCCCCAUCUCCGCCUGGCAUGCCUAUGACUUCUAUCCGGCCAUACCUCCCAACUGCAUGGAGGAUGGAGCAAGAUGGAGGAGGAGAAGAUUUCCGUGGCCAGGGUUACUACCCUUCAUUCGCUCCAUUAAUGCCGGGAAUAUAUUACAUGCCUCCUCAUAUGCCUUUGAGUCCCAGCAUGAUGGCAGAGUUCAGUAGGACCAUGCAUGCUUCAAGGUCAGAAGAUGACCAGUUGCAUGUGAUUGAGAGAAGCGAGACAUCAAACAAGGAGCCGCGUUUCUAAUGUUCUGGCUAUGAUGUGCUGUAUCUGUUAAUUACAAUAGAAGUUUAUUUAGCAGUAUUAGGAAGCAAAGUUUUUUGUUUUUUUCUAAUCAAAACCAAAAAUAGUGAAAAAAAAAGCUGAACUCCUGAUAGAAAUUGUAAAUGAAUAUUAGAAAUGUCAGUUGCGACAUUUACCAAAUACGGUCUUUUAACAGUUGUUGUCACUGAGCCAUUGAUCGCUCUACCUUUUUAAUGCAGCAUUUACAGGGUUCAAUGUCACUAAUUUCCUUUAUGUGAGACCAGUUGGUCCACUUCUUCCCCAGCCCCCCAGUCAUGUAAUAUCCCUGUGGCAGAGGCGGCUCUUAAUUAGGCAAAUUAGGCGGUCGCCCAAGGCCUUGCACUCACAGGGACCUCGCGGCCUCCUAAUUUGCCUCUGCUCAAUCACAAUGUGCUAGAUCCGUGCAUCUUUCUGCAGCCAUUU